Molecule: messenger RNA, 3708 nt
Organism: Prinia subflava (tawny-flanked prinia)
Lineage: Eukaryota; Metazoa; Chordata; Aves; Passeriformes; Cisticolidae
Gene: ATF1
Product: activating transcription factor 1
Exons: 8
Coding region: 335-1291 (318 amino acids)
Biological process (GO): regulation of transcription by RNA polymerase II
Cellular component (GO): nucleus; ATF4-CREB1 transcription factor complex
Molecular function (GO): DNA-binding transcription factor activity, RNA polymerase II-specific; protein binding; RNA polymerase II cis-regulatory region sequence-specific DNA binding
Source: RefSeq, a predicted model, not a curated record
CCGGGGCCGAUCGCGAUCCCGACCCGGCUCCCGCGGCCCUCCCGGCCGUGGGGGCGCUGUUGCCGCGCGGUGCCGGGAGCGGCGCUCCGCCGCCUCCUCUCUGUGGUGCGGCCGGGCGGGGCCGGCUCCAGGCGGCCGCUCUAGCCCGGCGCCCGCGCGCUCCGCGCCGCUGGGGCUCUAUGGCGGGGGCCCCUGGGCGCGCACUCGAUGGUCGCGGCCCGCCCCCCCCGCCGGCGCCGCUUCCCUGAGGCGGGACCGGGCCGGGAGCGGGGCCGGGCGGGACCGGCGGCGGCUCCGGCGCUCCCCACGCGCGGCCCCGCGGGGCUCUGAGCUGAUGAUGGAAGAGGUGCACAAGGGCGGCAGCAGCAGCUCUGUGACGUCCCAGCCCUCAGCUGUACAAGGUACAACCCUGCAGGCAGCUCAGCUCUCUCAUAUUGCUCAACAGAUGUCUCUCCGGGGCUCCGCUCCCCUCACCGUGGUGCAGCUGCCGGGGGAGCAGGUGCAGGUGCAGGGGGUCAUUCAGACAGCUCAGUCCUCCUCUGUCAUCCACUCCCCUCAGGUGCACACCGUGCAGGUUUCUUCCUUGUCUGAGAGUGAGGAUUCCCAGGACUCCUCAGACAGCAUCGGCUCCUCUCAGAAGGCUCGGGGCAUCUUGGCCCGUCGUCCAUCCUACCGUAAAAUUUUGAAAGAUCUUUCUUCUGAAGACACCCGGGAUAGAAAAGGAGAUGAGGAAAGUCCUGGGGUGUCCACGGUCACCUCCAUGUCCGUCCCCACGCCCAUCUACCAGACAAGCACUGGACAGUACAUUGCCAUCGCUGCCAACGGGCUGCAGCUGGCGGGGCCGGGCGCGGACGGCGUGCAGGGCCUGCAGACCCUGACCAUGGCCAACGCCGGCAGCGCCCAGCCCGGCACCACCAUCCUGCAGUACGCCCAGACCUCGGACGGGCAGCAGAUCCUGGUGCCCAGCAACCAGGUGGUGGUGCAGACUGCCUCUGGGGACAUGCAGACGUACCAGAUCCGCACCACGCCCAGCUCGUCGUCGCUGCCGCAGGCCGUGGUGAUGACGUCCCCGGUGACGCUGACGUCGCAGAGCAGCAAGACGGACGACCCGCAGCUCAAACGGGAGAUCAGGCUCAUGAAGAACAGAGAAGCUGCCCGGGAGUGCCGCAGGAAGAAGAAGGAAUAUGUGAAAUGUUUGGAAAAUCGAGUGGCAGUCCUGGAAAAUCAGAACAAAACUCUAAUUGAGGAGCUAAAAACUUUGAAAGAUCUUUACUGUCAUAAAAGUGUGUAAAAAGAGAAGGUAAAAAACCUUUGGGGACUGGUGAAAUAUCAGAGGAGGAUUUUUUUUUUUUUAUACUGAAUUUUUUAAACUAGAUGAAAGGUCAAAAAUGAAACUUUUCUACCUAGAUUUCACAGCUCAAAGACUCUAUAGAUUUUCUUUACAACGUGUUGGUGACGAAGUCCAAACAGGAAACAAGAAAACCUCACCAAAAUUCCUGCUGGCACAACUGGAAACUGAUAAAUUCAAGAUUGCAGCUACGAGGCAGGUGAUGAGAGUUUCUUUGAAAAUUCCUCUGAACACCUCCAAAAAGGGAGGCAAAAUUUGGUUACAAAGAAAACGUGGAUGAAGCUGAAUCCUUGCCAUAGCUGACAUUAUUAGCAACGUUUAUAACCAGUAUAUGUUUUGAUUUCUUACUCUUUUUCAAGCCUUUUUCCUUCAGUUAUUUGUCUGUAAAUAUUUUUAUUUUAACCUGUAAGUUGGUAUUUACAGGUGCAGAUGAUAAAAAAAAGCUGAUCAUUUUGCUCGAGGUAUAAAUUAUGUUUUUACUCUUUCUCAGAUGACAAUUUCAAAAGUUGGGAUGAUUUUUUUUCCAUGUUUGCCGUGUUUGUCAGAUUGGGGAAGGAUCUGCAGAAGGCAGCAAGAGGCCUGGAAACGUCUGAGGCACAGAAAAUUGUGUUGAUUUUCUUAAAGAAUUCAAUACAUCAAUGAUUAUAAAGCACAUUGUGAGGGACGAGGACUGGUGACAAAAGUUCUGAAGAAUUUCUGAGAUUAAACUUCUGGAAGUUUUUAAUUUCACAAGAGUUUCUUCUUAGUUCUGGGCAUGAGAAACAUCAAUCAUUGAAAAUUAAAUUGUGUGCUGAUCAUAUCUGCAAUUAAACACUCAGUGCUUGUUCUGGGGAUUCUCCCAGGCUUUGGAACAUGAAACCAAAUAGAAGAAAAAUGAUGUAGUAAAAAAUGGAAGAUCUAUACCAAAGGGUUUGGAGGUUCUAAUCUCUGGUUUAUUGCUGGAAGUAGUGCAAAAUUUCCAGCCUAAUUUUGUAAGGUAGGAGCUAUUUUGCAAAGUAAUGGUGUCUUUGUAAGCAAAUAUUAUAUUGCAAACAGGGAGAUGGUUGGUAUAUUUUGUAGCUAAAUUGUGAUCUUUACAAAACCUGAAAUUGAGUUUCUAUACGUAUUUUGACAGUUUAUAGCUUUCAUUUUAGUAACCAAAAGAAAUAUUUUGUGAACCAGAUUUUCAAGGAUAUAUUUUUAUGGAUAGUACAAAGUCAAAUGAGAUCCUCUUUGGUGUAGGAGAUACUUGAAUUAAUUUUGUAUGUCUGUAGGCAACUUGCAGAAAAAAUGGAUCCUAAAGAGUAUUGUGGGAAAAAAAAAAGAGAAAAAAAAACCAAAUUAGGGCUUUUUACUCCCCAGAGUUGACAAUAUCUGCACAUUAGAUCUCAUUGUGUCAGAGAGUCCAGUCUGUAGGAUUUUAAUUUGUUUCAGGAUGGAAUUCCAAGCUGUGCUCCCUCCCUGGACGUGUAGUGCUUAUCCCAUGGUCACUCAGUACUUUUGAUUUUACUCCUUUGGGAAUGAAUGGACUUGGAGCAAGCAGAGCUCUUUGCCACGAGGCAUCUGCAUUCCACAAUCCUCUGGUUACUGGGCUAGAAAAGGAUUUAUUUUGUUCCCUGAAGUUCCUAAAUCUCUGGUUGUUGUGGGCACGAGUCCCAGUGCAUUUCCUUCAGGCCAGGCUGGGUUGUGACUCCUGCUUGCCAUCGUGUCAGAAAUAAAAAAGCUUUGUGACAAAUCACAAAUAAGAUUGGGGAAGUCCUAAACUGAGGGAGCUGCUCCUGGAGAGGUGUUUGCUGUUUCUUUGGUGGAAUUUCAGGAAAAUUGAAAUUUUCUCUCCUGUCAGAGAACUGGGCCCUUCCUCAGCUCUGUGUAACCUGACCUGCAGUUCUGAACUGCUCUGGGAACUCUGUGGUAGCUCAUCCUCACUGUGUUCUCUUUUUUUAUUUUUAUUUUUCUUUUGUAAUAUGGAACAAUAAUAAACAAAACCUAUCAAGUGUUAAGGCUGUAAAAACCUGGUAGCCAAUUCUUCUUGUAUCCAGCAAGGGGAGCAGCUGUCCUGCCAGACACACCAGGAGUCAGUUUUUAUACUCUUGAAAUAGUGUGGUGGAAAGAACAGCUGAUUUUUCAUCAUGGGAAUAUUAAACAGUAACACAAGUUCUCUCUUUAAGCACUGGUCAUGAAGUUCUUAGUUUGGGUUUACUUUAAAAUCUCGGUUUUAAAGAGUAAAAUCUCAUUCCUGAGGGUAAGACAUGAAGCAGCUGAUGCUGUUCUGCUGGUUGGUUCCAAACAGUCCGUGCUUUCCAUGAAUUGUAAAUAUUUGUUGAAACAAUUAAUGGUUGCAAAUUUUGAUCUUGGUAAAUAAAGUCGCUAAAAUAUUAUAA